Effrenium voratum is the source of this 1147-nucleotide messenger RNA. The record is from the annotation of a GenBank genome assembly. NCBI's taxonomy places the organism in Eukaryota, Dinophyceae, Suessiales, Symbiodiniaceae.
GCUCAGCACGUGGCUCAACGCAUCACCCGUUUCCCUCGGCGCCAUGUCUGGAAGCUCCGGGGCGCUGAGCCCCAAGGUCAAGGUUGGCAGCUUGCAUGGCAAGGUGGCCAUCAUCAGCGGUUCGACACGAGGCAUUGGCAAGGCCUGCGCUGUGGCUUUGGCCAAGCAGGGCUGCAAUGUGGUCGUGGCCGCGAAGACCACAACGCCGCAGCCAACGUUGCCAGGCACAAUCUACUCCGUGGCAGAGGAGCUGGAACAGCUGGGGGUCAAGGCCCUACCGGUGAAGGUGGACAUGCGCAGCCUGGACGACAUCCAGGAGUGCGUGCGCCAGACGGUGGAUAAGUUUGGGCGCAUCGACAUUCUUGUGAACAACGCCAGCGCGUUGUGGUGGCAGAGGAUAGAAGACACGCCCAUGAACAAGUACGACCUGAUCACCCAGAUCAACUCGAGAGGCAGCUUCGCCCUGACCCACCUCUGUUUGCCUGUCAUGGCAAAGAACAAGUUCGGCCGGGUCAUCAACAUGAGCCCGCCUCUUCAGACCGACUUCCGCGCGCUGAGCUCUUGGGUGCUAGUGUACAAAGGUUUUACCGCCUACAACAUCUCCAAGUUUGGCAUGACCAUGUCUGCCCUUGGGGCUGCCGCAGAGUACGAAGGGCAAGGCAUCACCGGCAACAGCUUGUGGCCGGCAACCGUGAUUGAAAGCCAGGCCUCCAAGAACUUUGAGCUGGGAGGCCGAGAGAUGUGGCGCAAGGCUCAAAUCCUCUCAGACUGCGUCCUGGGCAUCGUUUGUGGUCCAGACAGCUUCACUGGGCACCAGCUGAUAGACGAUGAGUACCUCCAGCAGGAGCACAAUCUUUCUGCAGAGGACCUGGCAGUCUACAGAUGUGUUCCAGAUGUGGAGCCCCCACGCGCUCUUGCAAGCCACGGCCAUAUGGGAGCAACUGGUGAUGCCACCGUGCGAAGAGGGGACGUCCGCAAGUUGAAUACCGACGUGAAGGGCUCCUCCGCCCUGUCCAAGUUGUGAAACAGAGCUCAAAACCGGGCUUCCCCUCAAUCCUCGCUCUUUAGGCGAGACUUGGCCCAGUGACCUGUUGCUCCCUGGGUCCUUAAGUCGAAAGUUGCUGGCUCGGUGAUUGACUGGACCGGC